Messenger RNA from Perca flavescens (yellow perch), 3163 nucleotides. It is a transcript of the gene pld3, whose product is annotated as phospholipase D family member 3. NCBI's taxonomy places the organism in Eukaryota, Metazoa, Chordata, Actinopteri, Perciformes, Percidae. Gene Ontology annotation, molecular function: catalytic activity. The transcript is spliced from 12 exons. The coding region runs from base 264 to 1730 and encodes 488 amino acids. The record is from RefSeq and is a predicted model, not a curated record.
GUGAUCACAUGACAUUACUGUCCCGUCUGUUCUGGUACUUUUAACAACAGCGCGGUGAAUAGUCUUCUUCUUUGUUCUUCGUGUAGGCUAUUUAACAAUCAGACAACAACCGCAAAUGUGAUUGUGUGUCAAGAACAGACUUUGACGCUUUUACAUACGGGAUUUUAAUGAACCUGGACGCACGAAAACAGUUCGGUCUCACCUGAUCUGAGCUGAAAACUACUGAAUCUAUCAAAUCAUAUGUCAAUCUGUCUUCUUCCACAAUGAAGACGGACAUCGCUUACAACCAGCUGGUGGACGUGGAGCGGAGGAGACAGGAAUCCAACAGGAAAGCCCAGCUGUAUUCCAGGUGUGUGAUCGCUCUGGCCACUGUGGCCACUCUGCUGCUGGCCGCCAUGGCCAUCUAUAACCUCCUGACACCGAGGGUUUCCUCCCCCCAUCCUGCCCCCAGCAGCAGCAGCAGCAGCAGCCUCCGUCUGCCCAAGGGCGAGUCCUGCUCAGACCCCUGCAAGAUCGUUCUGGUGGAGAGCAUCCCCGAAGGGCUGGAGUUUAACUCCAGCACCACUCACCCCUCCAUCUUCCAAGCCUGGACCAAUCUGAUGGCCGAGGCUCGCAGCAGUGUCGACAUCGCCUCCUUCUACUGGACACUCACUAACGAAGACACUGGCACUCAUGAGCCGACAGCCAAUCAGGGUGAGACCAUUCUGAAGACACUAGCUAAACUUUCCGGCAAGUUGUCUGUUCGUAUCGCAGUCAACACGCCACAGAAGGGUCAACCACAAGGCGACCUCCGACUGCUCAACAACUCAGGUGCUAAUAUCAGGACAGUUAACAUGAGAGAGCUCACCUCAGGCGUCCUCCACACAAAGUUCUGGGUUGUGGACAAGAAGCACAUUUACAUUGGCAGUGCCAACAUGGACUGGAGGUCCCUCACACAGGUGAAGGAGCUGGGCGCUGUGGUCUACAACUGCAGCUGCUUGGCCACCGACCUGGGUAAGAUCUUUGAAGCCUAUUGGUUCCUGGGGGAGAGUCAGUCCAUCCCAUCGCCGUGGCCCUCCAGCUUCUCCACCCUCUACAACAAGGACACGCCCCUCCAGCUGCCACUCAACAACACGCCGUCCAGCGUCUACCUGUCGAGUUCCCCUCCGUCCUUCUGUGCAGCCGGCAGGACUUCAGACCUCCAGUCCAUCCUCAGUGUGAUGGAGGAUGCCGAGAGCUUCAUCUACAUCGCUGUCAUGAACUACCUGCCCACCAUGGAGUUUUCACACCCUAAAAGGUACUGGGCUGACAUCGACACCCAGCUGAGGCGCGUCGGGUACGAGAAGCGGGUCAAAGUGCGUCUGCUGAUCAGCUGCUGGGCCAGCACCCAACCGAUGAUGUUUCCUUUCCUGAAGUCUCUGGCCUCAGUUUAUGACCCCAAGAGCAAACUGGACAUCCAGGUGAGGCUGUUUGUGGUGCCUGCGAGCCCCAAGCAGAAGGAGAUUCCCUUUGCCAGAGUCAACCACAACAAGUACAUGGUGACUGACAAGAUAGCCUACAUCGGUACAUCUAACUGGUCAGGGGACUACUUUGUGAGCACAGCUGGCUCAGCAUUGGUUGUCAACCAGACUGCAUCACAGUCCCCGGAGCCAACCGUCCAAUCACAGCUGCAGGCUGUGUUUGAGAGGGACUGGAACUCUGAGUACAGCACUCCUCUCACCCAGGACUCAAACGUCAAAGACUUGUGUUAGAUUCUACAGUAUUAAAAAAAAGAAAAACAUCAGUGUGGACCCUUCUCUUCAACACAUUGCGGUGCUAUAGUUGCACAUUUAUUUUAGUAUUUAAACUCUAAAGCAUUUUGCACCAUCGGCUGAAACAAUUGCUGAAACACCAUGAACAUGGAAACUCUAGAGCUAAGAAAUCAGCCAGACGGCCUCUCAGCUGAGCAGAGUUUCCCCGGUUUGCUAAGGUCCAAAGGAAGAUGGACUUUCAGUAAACCUGGCUUAUCACCGCUUUAGUGCAAGUAAUGUUCCAUCAAACCAGUGAAAUGCCAAGUACUGCCAAGGGUUAUUCAAGGAUGCCUUUUUUUAUUUUAAGGUAAGAAUUACUUUGCCUCUCUUUGCUGUUUACUAUCAAAGCUGGCCCGGGAUUCAAACUACACAACAUGGCAUCAUAUACACGCCACUUUCAUAAAGCCAAAUGGCGUGUUAUUGUACGCAUGUAUACAGCUGAUGUAAACAUACACACCACGUGGCCUCGCCACGUUGCGAGAAUGCGAUGUACUAUUGCGAGAACGUCACACCUGUGAAAAAAGAAAAAAUGGUUGGGUUUAGGAAAAGAACACAGACAAAGGCUUUAGUAAGAAAACAGUGACAAACACACGGAAAAUAACGACAAAAACACGCUUAGGAAAACAAUAAAUGGUUGGGUUUAGGAAAGAAACAUUGGGUAAGGCUUAUUUAAAAAAAUAAAAAAUAAAAAAAUGCUGAAAAAUUGCCACACGUGGAAUGCGAACCCCGCUCUCUCAGGUGAAAGUCCUGUGUUUUACCCAUCCACCACUCCAACCAACCUCUGCAAUCCCCCGUUACUUUAUACUACUCGCUACAGUGGAAAUUCAAUUGCAAUGUAGGUCAAUGGUGGCCGAUUUGACCAAUCCCAAUGCAUUCAUUUUCUACAACAUCCGCCUCAGUGGAAGUUGUUUUUAUCCCAGCUAAUCUCAGGGAGUAAAGUUUGAUUCUUUUCGUAAUUGAUCAUUUCAGUUUGCUGGAAUAAUUAAUGUUCCAGCUGGUGUGCUGUGCCUGUGCUGUAAAUGAGAAACAGACGUUUUUAAAAUAAAUACAUUGAAUACUUAAGUCAGCAGUGCGUACAAUAGAUUGAAAGUUUGCUUUAAUUUCCACUGUGUGGAGUGAUUGAAACUACCAAUUAGUGAGGAGGUGGUUGUUAUGGAAACUGUCCUAAGAAGCAUGUUUACCUAGCCUGGAUGCCAGCCAAACUUAGCCCCGCCCACAAAAUUUGAGGUCGGGAACAUUCUGACUAGAAUCUGAGUAGGACCACGUCAGGCUAAUGUUUACCAGUAGCAGGGAGCUUAUAUAUAAAAAAAGCUCUGGGGCAGUUAUUGUGAACAUGUUCUUAUCUCCUUCCUCUUUAUAAAGAAAUUACUCUCAAUAAAUGUCUUCAAAUCAAA